Messenger RNA from Chlorocebus sabaeus (green monkey), 1999 nucleotides. Its product is annotated as olfactory receptor 2B6-like. The record is from RefSeq and is a predicted model, not a curated record. Lineage: Eukaryota; Metazoa; Chordata; Mammalia; Primates; Cercopithecidae. Gene Ontology annotation, biological process: G protein-coupled receptor signaling pathway. Gene Ontology annotation, cellular component: membrane. Gene Ontology annotation, molecular function: G protein-coupled receptor activity; olfactory receptor activity.
GGGACUAGAAAUUCAUAUACAUCCUCAAAUUUCAAGGAUUUAAAUAUUUAAAACUCUUUCUGGUGAUUUCUUCCAGAGAUUAAAGUUUCAUCAGAUUUAUCCAGAUACUUUUAAAGUUGCAUUUUCACAGCAAACAAAUUUCGAAGGACUGAUUGUUUUUUUGUGUGCGUAAUUUUGUUUGAUUUUUCUGGCUUCUUUCUCCCUAUUUUUAAAUUUUCUGAGUAGGACUAGCAUUAAAACUUGAAAGGGGUAAAACGGGUCCUGACACUCCAUCCUUUUAUCAUACAGACUUUAUGAAGUGCUGCAGUUCUUACAGUGUUUUCUGACCAUGAUCUGUACAAAGCGGAUGAACAUGCCAAGAUGUCUUUGCUCUCCCUGGCAGCAGAUCCUCCUGUAGUCUUCAUGCUGGCCUUCAUUUGACCUGUUUGUGGGAAGCUUUGCCUUUUCCUUCUGUUUUAAUCUACACUCUGUUGCCACCAUUAAAUAUCCAUGAAUGUAGAGUUGACGGUGGUACUAAUAAAACUGUUUAGAAGAGAAAAUAUGAAAACUCAAAUGAAGUGAGUAGCUAAACAGAAGACAUAUAUUAAAGAAGCAAAAUUACCAACUAUGUUGCUGGUGUGGUAUUUAUUCUUUUCUUAGCAAUCUUUCAAUAUUACAUUGAUGAUGUUGUCUCCACAAUUUAUCAUAAUCAGGAUAUAGAUGCAAAUGACAUUUUACUGUCAUGAAGAUACAGAUGCAGAUUAGAGCAAAAAUGAAAAUUUAAUCUCAGCAUCUCUGAUCUCUAAUUCUCAGUGGUUUCCUCUUACUGUUGAUGUCUAUCCCUAACUGUGGGUAUUUAGAGGUCUUAGCUGGAAUUUCACCUACCAGUGCUGAUAUGUGGAUCUACAAUCAAAGCUUGUUACAUGAUUUUAUCCUAUUGGGAUUUUCUGACUGUCCCUGGCUAGAGACACCCUUCUUUGUAAUCUUUCUGGUGGCCUACAUCUUUUCCCUAUUUGGAAACAUCUCCAUUAUCCUAGUUUCCUGCCUGGAUCCCCAGCUUGACAGUCCCAUGUACUUUUUUGUCUCCAAUCUAUCCUUUCUGGACCUCUGUUAUACCACCAGCACUGUCCCACAGAUGCUGGUCAACCUCCGGGGAGCAGAAAAGAUCAUUAGCUAUGGGGGUUGUGUUGCCCAACUCUAUAUAUUUUUGGCCCUAGGUUCUACUGAAUCCAUACUUCUAGCCAUCAUGGCCUUUGACUGUUACGCUGCCAUUUGCAAGCCCCUUCACUACCCAGUCAUCAUGAACCAGAGAUGCUGUACCCACAUGGCUGCUGGCACUUGGAUCAGUGGUUUUGCUAACUCCGUUGUCCAGUCCACUCUCACAGUGGUGGCCCCAAGAUGUGGACAGAGGGUGUUGGACCAUUUCUUCUGUGAAGUUCCAGCCCUUUUGAAACUAGCCUGUAUUGAUACUGGUGUGAAUGAAACUGAGCUCAAUGUACUAGGCGCUUUGCUUCUCCUGGUGCCACUCACCCUCAUCCUGGGCACUUAUGUGUUCAUUGCUCAGGCAGUAAUGAGAAUCCGCUCUGCUGAUAGUCGCUGGAAGGCUUUCAAUACCUGUGCCUCACAUUUGCUGGUGGUCUCCCUCUUCUACUUCACGGCCAUCAGUAUGUAUGUCCAGCCUCCCUCUAGCUAUUCUCAUGACCGGGGAAAGGUCAUGGCUCUCUUCUAUGGCAUUGUCACACCCACCCUCAACCCAUUCAUCUACACAUUGAGAAACAAGGAUGUGAAAGCUGCCCUGAGAAGAUCACUGACUAAAGAGUUUUGGAUUAAGACAAGAUGAUCUCUGAAAAGAAGUCCUAAGAAGCAAGGAUAGAUAUGUUUGACUUUCAAAAAGAUGUCAGACAUGGAAUUGAUGAGGGAAUAGUAUCAAGUUCACAAGUGGAACAAGACUAAGAAAAAAGCAAUUAACUCUUGGUAAAAUCUACGUAGCAUUUUUUCACUUAUGAGAAUACCUGCUUUA